Salpingoeca rosetta is the source of this 1614-nucleotide messenger RNA. RefSeq lists its product as uncharacterized. Bases 1 to 1578 code for a protein of 525 amino acids. The transcript is spliced from 2 exons. NCBI's taxonomy places the organism in Eukaryota, Choanoflagellata, Craspedida, Salpingoecidae. The record is from RefSeq and is a predicted model, not a curated record. Gene Ontology annotation, molecular function: nucleic acid binding.
AUGGGCAUCAGAUACGCAAACGCAUCACAAACGAGCUGGCGAAAGCAGCAGCGCCGACGCUUCGCGCAUGGAAGCCCUCUUUGGCAUGCCUCCGGCAACGUCAAGACCGUGCUUUACCACGCAAGGCGGAAAGAACAAGGACUGGAAGAAGCGCAUGCGACGCCAGCAAGUAGCUCCACAGCACCACAGCACCAGCGGGGGAAGAAGGCAGGUACGCCCAGGAGGCUUUUCCCUGAGGACGAGGAAGUCCUGAGGGAGCUCGUCUACGAGCACUGCACGAUGACCGCAGACCAGCUUGCAGACCACAUGAACCUUGAAAAGCUCCGCCGAAUCAUGAUCAGCCUGGAGGAGCAGCUGCCCGCAGAGCAACGGUUGCGGGACGAGGAGAAGGUCUUCCUUGGGCCACUAGACCGUGACAAGUGCCUUGAGAACCCUGCGGUGAAGGAGGUGUAUGACAAGACGCACAUUGAAGGCACCCGCAGCGUGUAUCGCGCGCUGAAGCGAAACAUCUUCACCCUAAAGCGAGUGGUUCCAGCUCGAACGACAAUGAACAGCGAGGCUAACAAGCAGAAGCGGCUGGCGUUUGCAAAGGAGCUGCACGACCUGCUCCUGGACGACAACGUGUACAUCGUCUACAUCGACGAGAUGCCGUUUUACCUCGCGAGCGGCAGAAACUAUGGAUGGGCGCCGCGUGGUGAUCGCGCCGUGCACGAGGUGCUGCCCAUGAGUACCAUGUCCUAUCGCACACAAGUGGCUAUGGCAGUCUCGCACAUGCACGGGCUUCUUUACGGCAAGCUCUACCCACCAGAGAUGCAAAACACCGGCGGAGAUGGGCAGAAGAAGACCAAGAAGGCCCUCAAGGCCAGCUACACGCAGGACCACUUCAAAGACUUCCUCAACAACCUUCUCCACACCCUCUGGCACAAGCGCCAAAACCUUCAACUCAGUGGAACAAAAAUCGUGUUUCUCAUCGACAGCGCGCCCGAGCACGGAAAGCGAGCGACGGAGGCUGCCACGCAGAUGCUGCAGGCCUGCGACAGCUUCCACCUAUGGCAUGAGUGGAUUGCGACCGGUCGGUGCAGCAUGACCGUCAAGUUUAUUUCCCCCGUAUCGCCCACGCUGAAUUUGACUGAGUUCUACAACAGAUCGUUGCGGCAGAGGGCGAAUCACCUCCGCAAGACCCCAGACUUCAUUGGCAAGCUGGAGUCCAAAGACAUUCCGCGAGGGCAGGUGCAGAAGACGCGUGUGAAGGUGCUGUGCGACAUCAUCAAGCGGGCAAUGGCUGAUCUGCAGCGCACUGCUCUCAAGCGGGCAAGCGAGGCGAGAAUGCUGGAGGAAGUUCUUCACGUCAUUCAGCUCAACGGGUUUCUCGACAAGCACUGGCGACCAGUGCAGCUGAGAAACAACAAGGCUCAUUCAACAGAGCUUGCCGACAGCAUGGAUGGUGAUGGUGGUGAUGAUGAUGAUGGUGAUGAUGAUGAUGAUGAUAACGGGCACCCCACCGACGUUGAUGUUGCUCAAGAGGAUCACUCUGCCAAUGACGACGACCAAGACGACGAUGAUGCCGAUGAUGAAUGACACACACACACACACACACACACACACACACACACA